AUGACCAACGUGCCCAAAAACUUCCUGAAUGGCUUGACCCUCGACCAGUUCAUGGGAUGGGCCCCCUAUCCCGACAUUCCCGAAUCCGGCUCCGACUACGACUCCGAGCACGAAGACUCUGUCCCGACCGUCACCGAAGACGGCGAGAUCAUCCGCGGGUUCCUCCAGAUAUCCUCCUCCGUGGAUCUCCCCUAUCCCCUCCCCGACGAACACCUCCACGUCUACCUCGACCGCCUGGGCAAGGCGGACCCGAAACUCCGCGAUAUCAUCUACGGCCCCGACGGGACGCCGCGCUCCUUUCUGGUGCGCGAAGGCCGCCUCGUGUCCUUCAAAGGCAAUUACUCCGCCUGGUACCGCGAAUUCCAACGUCGCCGUGCACGUGAGCUCGAACGCCAGAGUGAGCUUGACUGUGAACUCGAAGGUGAGCGUCAGCAAAUCAAACGUGAGCGUGAGCGUGAGCGUCAACUCGAACGUGAGCGCCGGCAACUCGAACGUGAGCGUGAGCGUGAACACAGACGUCAAAUGCGCCUACCGUCAUAUGGCGCAUCGCCCCACCUGUUGGGUCGCAGCCGCCGUCAGGCCCGCGGCCUGGCCCCGGCCAAGAUGGCCAUCCCUCCGUCCGGCGGCGACGACGACGAUGAUGAAUGGGAGGACGUGCCGCACAUCUGCAGUACCCGGGCCCCAAGGGAAGAGAGACCGAUCCUCCCUGAGGAGUACUACGACCUCCUGCAGCGCCGGACGCCCAUGAAGCUUCGCCUACCCCUCCCCGACGAAGACCCCAGCGGCUACAUCACCAUGGCCCUCCGAACUGAUAUCAACCUUCGGGAAACGAUCUGCAGAGAGGACGGGACGCUCCGCUCCUGGUCUGAAGCCCGCGACGUCCCCGCCACAUGCACCUACCCAUUCCACGUCCACACUCCUAGCUCCGAGAGGACCGGUUCUCCCGAGCCCGGCGACCAGCACGGCCCCGCUGUACAGGACGACCGCCGCGAUCCGUCUCCCAGCCCCGAGAGGGCCUGUUCCCUCGAAGCCGGCGACCAGUGCGGCUCCGAUGGACAGGAAAAACCUCCUCGCCCCGAAAAAGCCCCAUCCUCCGAACCCACCGAUGACCAGUGCAUCCCCGUCAUAACGGAGAACGUUUCCCUACCCGCCGGCAUGUCCCAUCCCGACACCUGGAAAUCCUACCUUGACGCCAUUAUCGAGUUCCAGCUGAGGCGGGACGGCGUGACCCCAGAAAGCUACGAAGCCAGGUUUGAAGCCCUCCAGAAGCAGUUCCGCAAAAAAUGGCUCGCUGCGUCCAGGAUCAGGGCCGACAAACUCAUCCAAGAGAACGCCGCCAUCCGCAGAGCUGAAGCCCGCAACGACAAGCUCAAAUUCUUCGUCUCAGAGCCACACAUACCCCGUCCCGCACGCCACACGGCGUUCCCCUACUUCCACAAACCCACAGCCGAGCACUUCCACCGCCGGCCCGCUCCGCCCUCGUCGCACAGCGAAACCACAAACCACCAAGGCAGCACCCCCCUCCGUCGCUCCCACCUGGACCGCUUCCCCUCCCCAUCCCUCUACGCAACCACCUCUCUGACCGACCUCACCGUCCUCGGUCCCGCCAACUUCACCCACGUCCGCUGCCCCUUCUCCUCCUGCCACGCCCUACACACCGACUCCCUCGUGCUCUCCGUCGCCGGCCUCGCCCUCGGCAUCCCCUCCGCCCCGACCGUCAACUACACCUCCGCCGGCGCCAUCCACCUCGGCCCCUCCAACCCCCACAACCUCUCCUUCUCCAUCCCCCACGACCACGACCCCUACCACGCCCCCGAACAGGCCCAGCUCCGCGCCGCCAUGGCCGCCAUCCGCCUCGCCGCCCGCUACUGCCGCGACGGCGGCCACCUCGGCAAGGGCUCCUCCCAGCGCGUCCACCACGUCGUGAUCAAGACGGACUCGGCCUACAUCGUCGAGGCCCUGCUGGGCAGCGCCGACGGCGCGCGGGGAGGACCCAUGCACUGGCUGUGGCACUACGCCGGCGUGCAGGUCGACUUCUGGCUCGUCGGCCCCUCGGAGAACCAGGCGGCCAUCCGGCUGGCGGCGAAACACCUGAAGCCGUCGUGGACCGACGGCGACGACGACGACGACGGCGACGAGUUCGAGAACAAGUACGAGGCGCUGCGCCGGUACACCCACCACUGGUAUAUCCCGUUGAAAACGUGGCACAGGGUCCUCAUGGGAACGAUCGAACACGAAUCGGCGUGGCGGAAAGAAAUCGUCCAGGAAUUAACAGCAGAGAAGGAAUGA
This is a messenger RNA of Colletotrichum karsti, 2289 nucleotides long. RefSeq lists its product as uncharacterized. Bases 1 to 2289 code for a protein of 762 amino acids. The transcript is spliced from 2 exons. NCBI's taxonomy places the organism in Eukaryota, Fungi, Ascomycota, Sordariomycetes, Glomerellales, Glomerellaceae. The record is from RefSeq and is a predicted model, not a curated record. Gene Ontology annotation, molecular function: nucleic acid binding.